AUUCGGUUGGAUAAGAGCGGAUGCGUGACAACUGACUUCCGUUUCGAUCUCUGUAUGUCCUCGUGGUUCAGUUCAUUGUGAUUGAGUGUGUCUGUGUUUGUGUCUGUAUAUGCGCCUGUGUUCGUGAGUGCGAGAAACUUAAAGGUUAAACAAUUUCAAUUUCGAUUGAUAAACGUGAAUUUAAUGUGCCAGCCGAACUAGCGUGAAGUCCUCAAAAAUGAUACAUCACAGACUAGUAUAAAGACUCACCUUAAGUGGCUAUACUUAAAAACUAAGCGGCGUAUUAUAUAUUCAUAUUUAGGCAGCAGAUCCAGAUCUUAAACCAGUAUCGAGUGCUUCAGUGCAUAAAAUUCACUCACAAUGCAUUUGAGUCGCAAAUUCUUGGCAUAUUUACAUUUAAUAUGCGCUAGCAGCAUUUGCUUGCUGGAAUUUAGCGCAGCCCAACAACAACAGCAGCAGCAACAACAACAGCAACAACAAACAGCAUCGUUAACCGAGAAAAUACCAUUAGGUGCCAUAUUCGAGCAGGGCACAGAUGAUGUGCAAUCAGCCUUUAAAUAUGCAAUGCUCAAUCACAAUCUAAAUGUGACAUCGCGUCGCUUUGAGCUGCAAGCUUAUGUGGAUGUCAUCAACACGGCGGAUGCCUUCAAAUUAUCACGACUGAUUUGCAAUCAAUUCUCGCGCGGAGUCUACUCAAUGCUGGGCGCUGUAUCGCCGGACUCCUUUGACACAUUGCACUCCUACUCCAACACGUUUCAAAUGCCAUUUGUGACGCCCUGGUUCCCCGAGAAGGUACUAACACCGUCAUCGGGCCUGUUGGAUUUCGCUAUCAGCAUGCGUCCGGAUUAUCAUCAGGCGAUUAUUGAUAUCAUCCAGUAUUAUGGCUGGCAAAGCAUUAUCUAUCUCUAUGACUCGCACGAUGGAUUACUUCGCCUGCAGCAAAUCUAUCAAGAACUGAAGCCCGGAAAUGAAACAUUCCGUGUGCAAAUGGUAAAACGCAUUGCCAACGUAACUAUGGCCAUUGAAUUUUUGCACACGCUGGAGGAUUUGGGACGAUUCAGCAAAAAGCGCAUCGUGCUCGACUGCCCGGCGGAAAUGGCCAAAGAGAUCAUCAUACAGCAUGUGCGGGAUAUCAAGCUGGGCAGGCGCACCUAUCAUUACCUGCUCAGUGGACUGGUCAUGGACAACCACUGGCCCAGCGAUGUCGUGGAGUUUGGGGCCAUCAACAUCACCGGCUUUCGCAUUGUGGACACUAAUCGGCGGGCGGUGCGUGAUUUUCAUGACAGCCGGAAGCGUUUGGAGCCUUUGGGCUCAGCAGGCGGUGGCGGCAUCGGCGGAGGUAGCAAAAUGCCAGCAAUUUCGGCCCAGGCCGCAUUGAUGUAUGAUGCGGUUUUUGUUCUUGUUGAAGCCUUCAAUCGCAUUCUGCGCAAGAAGCCGGAUCAGUUUCGUUCGAAUCAUCUGCAGCGACGCAGUCACGGGAGCGGUGGUGGGGGUGGGGUCGGUUCGUCAAUGGCAUUAAAUGAAUCAACUGCUUUGCUGGACUGCAAUACAAACAAGGGCUGGGUAACACCUUGGGAACAGGGUGAAAAGAUAUCAAGAGUUUUGCGAAAGGUGGAAAUAGAUGGUUUGUCCGGCUCAAUCCGAUUCGACGAAGAUGGCCGACGCAUCAACUACAGUCUUCAUGUGGUUGAGAUGUCUGUGAACUCCACUUUGCAACAGGUGGCCGAGUGGCGCGAUGACAUCGGUUUGCUCCCCUUGCACCACAGCAGUCGUGGCGAUUAUAUGGCGUCGUUUUCACGAUUUGCAUCAAGUUCGACAGCCGAUUACGCUAGGAAUCAUACGUAUAUAGUGACAAGUUUGCUAGAGGAACCUUAUCUUAUGCAUAAGCAGGCCGCGUAUGGAGAACAGCUGGUGGGAAAUGAUCGAUUUGAAGGAUAUUGUAAGGACAUGGCUGAAUUGUUGGCAAAACGUUUGGGCAUAAAAUAUGAGCUAAGACUUGUGCAGGAUGGAAAUUAUGGGUCUGAGAAUCAAUAUGCUCCGGGUGGCUGGGAUGGUAUGGUGGGUGAGCUGGUACGCAAGGAGGCCGAUAUAGCCAUAGCGGCUUUGACAAUUACAGCGGAACGAGAACGUGUCAUUGAUUUCACUAAGCCCUUUAUGUCACUGGGGAUAUCCAUAAUGAUCAGGAAGCCAGUGAAACAAACACCCGGAGUCUUUAGCUUUCUCAAUCCUCUCUCGCAGGAAAUUUGGAUGAGUGUCACUUUGAGCUAUGUGGGUGUUAGUAUAGUUCUUUACUUUGUUACACGAUUCCCUCCCUACGAAUGGCGCAUAGUGAAGCGAGCUCAACAAGCUGGAAGUGAGCCGGGGCAGUCGCACCCGCAGCAGUUGCAGCCGCAGCACACUCCUGACCCAACCAACGAUUUCAGUUUGCUCAACUCGUUCUGGUACUCCCUUGCUGCCUUCAUGCAACAGGGUUGCGACCUGUCGCCACCGUCGAUUGCUGGACGCAUUGCAGCCGCCGUUUGGUGGUUUUUUACCAUCAUUUUAAUCUCAUCGUAUACAGCGAAUCUGGCUGCUUUCCUCACCGUUGAACGCAUGGUGGCUCCCAUUAAGUCACCCGAGGAUCUGGCCAUGCAAUCCGAUAUCCAGUAUGGCACACUCUUGCAUGGUUCCACUUGGGACUUCUUUAAGCGCUCACAAAUCGGUUUGCAUCAAAAGAUGUGGGAAUAUAUGAAUGCCAAUUCGCGUCUUUCGGUCCAUACAUACGACGAGGGCAUUCGAAGGGUGAGAACCUCUAAGGGGAAAUAUGUCUUGUUGGUGGACUCGCCGAAAAAUGACUAUGUAAAUGCCAGAGCCCCUUGCGACACCAUGAAGGUGGGCAGAAAUAUUGACACAAAAGGAUUCGGUGUGGCCACACCCAUCGGUUCGCCACUGAGAACUCGCCUUAACUUGGCCGUACUCACGCUUAAGGAAAAUGGCGAACUGCUCAAGAUAUGGAACAAAUGGUGGUAUGACAAAACCGAAUGCAAUCCCAAUCUGGAUACACAUGAGGCGACAUCCACUCCCAAUGAAUUGUCGUUGAGCAAUGUUGCUGGCAUUUAUUAUAUAUUGAUUGGCGGAUUACUGUUGGCCGUGAUGGUGGCCAUAGUCGAGUUCUUUUGCCGCAGCAAAACCUCACGCCUCAAGACGCCAACGAAUCAUGCCGGCUCUGUGGCAUCGGGAAUGCUGGGCUCCUCUACAUAUCAAAGGGAUUCGCUGUCCGAUGCAAUUAUGCACUCUCAGGCCAAGUUGGCCAUGCAGGCGAGCAGUGAGUACGAUGAGCGAUUGGUAGGCGUGGAGCUGGCAUCCAAUGUUCGCUAUCAGUAUAGUAUGUAAGAUGCCCCUUUAGCUCUCACUUCUCCCUACUCUCUUCUCAAAUGUGAAGUGGACGACGAAAUUGUACAUAAUUUUUUGUGGCAUUAUACGAAAUCGAGAACUAAAUGUUAAACGACGCUGGCAAUCAUCAUCAAUUUUUUUCCGCAAAAAUUAUCACGGAGGCUGGACAGCUGGGCGUUUAAAACUCUGU
Messenger RNA from Drosophila willistoni, 3562 nucleotides. RefSeq names its product glutamate receptor 1 (gene GluRIA). NCBI's taxonomy places the organism in Eukaryota, Metazoa, Arthropoda, Insecta, Diptera, Drosophilidae. The record is from RefSeq and is a predicted model, not a curated record. Gene Ontology annotation, molecular function: transmitter-gated monoatomic ion channel activity involved in regulation of postsynaptic membrane potential; glutamate-gated receptor activity. The transcript has 13 exons. The coding region runs from base 361 to 3372 and encodes 1003 amino acids. Gene Ontology annotation, biological process: synaptic transmission, glutamatergic; monoatomic ion transport; modulation of chemical synaptic transmission. Gene Ontology annotation, cellular component: plasma membrane; postsynaptic membrane.